UUUAAAGAUUUUUUCUUUAGCUACUUAGCUAAGGGGUUGUACAGACAACAAUACCCGGAUGAGAGCCCUCUAUGCUCUAAUAUUCUCUAAACCGAGAAUAUUUAAAUCCGCGAAAAGUUUACUAUUAUACUGAAUAAUACGAAACGUGUUAAUACAUGUUAAUAUAUUACAUUAUAUAUAUUAAUACAUAAUAAAUAUGUGGCUAAAUACUGUUGAAUAUUUCAAUAACCGGCUAAACUCUGUACACUUUAGGAACUACUUGAAACCGACUCCGUGUAUCUUGUCGGAUUUAUUUUGAUGCCGUACGUCAGUGAGAGAACGUGUGGCUAGACGUGAAAUUAUCUCUAUCUGUAAUCGUGCUGAGUUUAAUACUAAAACAUUAAGUUAGAUAUCGAAUGAUUUAGGAGGUGACAUAGACAUGUCUUAUCUCUAUAAGAGGUUAGGUGAAGUUUGUUGGCGGAGCAGAGCUGCUUUUCCUUUCACUCCAUCCCAGCGGUGUAACUCUGCUGCAGUGCCGUUUGUCCAGCCUGAAUUUCUGAGAGCAUCUCCACACCGUAAACACCCCGGAGUGACCAACCUGAAAACCCUCAGACUUCCAGAGGAACUGCAGAGUGGAGCUCUGUCUGUCAUCUACAAGACGGAGGUGAAGGAUCUGUCAGAGAGAGCACUCAAGCUGACGAACUUCCUGUGGAGCAGGAAACGAGCGGUUGAGAGCCAUGAGCUGAGAGAGAGAGCCAUCACUCUGGAGAAAAAGUGGAAGGAGGAGGUGGGGGAGAAGGAUGAGCGACUGAGCGAUGAAAACCAUGUCUCCUUCGAGUCUCGAAUCCGGAUGAAAGUUUUAUCUGAACUGAAGAGGACGACGUACCACUGGACACCUCUAAAGUAUGACACUGAUCUCGGGGUGGUGUACAUGACUGCCAGAUUAGCAGGUGGCUACGCUGCAGUGAUGAGGGCUCUUAAUGAGAUAAAGAAGAGAGACUCCUCCUUCACUCCUCACUCACUGCUGGACUUCGGCUCUGGACUCGGCACGGCUGUUUGGGCCGCACACACACACUGGGGCGAUUCUCUGAGGGAGUAUGUGUGUGUCGAUGCUUCUGCAGCCAUGAACAGUCUCGCCGAGAGACUUCUAACAGGGGGCACUGAAGGAGACAAGCCACUCAUCAAACACGUUUACUUCCGUCAGUUUCUUCCCGUUUCACCAAAGGUUCAGUCUGAUUUGGUUCUUGCUGCUUUCUCUUUAUCUGAGUUAUCCACUCAGGAAGAACGAGAGGAGACACUGCUCACACUGUGGAGGAAAACACACUCCUACCUGGUUUUAGUGGAAAACGGAACAAAAGAAGGACAUCAGAUCCUCAUGGAGGCCAAAGACGUCUUACUGAAGAGGGAAGAAAAAGUGAGUCAUGAUAUUCGGAGGCCGGUGGUGUUCGCUCCUUGCACUCAUCAGCAGCCGUGUCCCAAAUUACUGAAGCAGCCAGUCACCCCCUGCAACUUCCUGCAGCCCUACUACGCACUUCCUGUGUCUGGGAACAGAGAGGCCGUGCAGGAGAAGUUCAGUUACCUGGUGGUGUCGCGCUCUGAGCUGCACGAUUCUGAGGCGGUGCAGUGGAGCAGAUUAAUUUCUCAGGUCCACAGACGGCCGAGACACGUGCAGUGUCAGAUCUGCUGCUCUGACGGGGAACUCAAACAGCUCGCCAUUACUGCAAAGCAUCAUGGGAGAGACACAUACCGCUGCGCUCGGAGCAGUGAGUGGGGCGACAGGCUGCCCGUCGUCACCACCGAGAAACUCACACACACCAGUAAACCAGAGAAACUCACGGACUCUAUACCUUCCUCUCAGUUAUGCUGAAAGACUCAUGAGAACCCAUCAGACAGUUCUACUGGUUCCUAAUGGGUUCCUGAUGGUCUGUAGUGGUAGUGAUGGAAGGUUCUGGUGGUAUUUAACCGGAACCAGUAAAUCUCUAAUGGAGAACAUAAAGCCACAGGCUAUUACGUGAUGGAAACCAUUAGAGAUUUACAGACUGUAAUUUUCUGAAGCACAUCGUGUCGACAUUCAUGAUUUAGCCAGAAUGCUUUGCUGCACUAAGCAUGGUGGAUUAAGUCGUUUAUAAAUAUUAGCAAUAAAACUCUUAAUAUUUCAGAAAU
Messenger RNA from Ictalurus furcatus (blue catfish), 2142 nucleotides. RefSeq names its product methyltransferase like 17 (gene mettl17). The transcript has 14 exons. NCBI's taxonomy places the organism in Eukaryota, Metazoa, Chordata, Actinopteri, Siluriformes, Ictaluridae. Gene Ontology annotation, biological process: translation. Gene Ontology annotation, molecular function: structural constituent of ribosome; methyltransferase activity. Gene Ontology annotation, cellular component: mitochondrial small ribosomal subunit. The coding region runs from base 419 to 1846 and encodes 475 amino acids. The record is from RefSeq and is a predicted model, not a curated record.